Molecule: messenger RNA, 2970 nt
Organism: Puccinia triticina
Lineage: Eukaryota; Fungi; Basidiomycota; Pucciniomycetes; Pucciniales; Pucciniaceae
Exons: 4
Coding region: 1-2970 (989 amino acids)
Source: RefSeq, a predicted model, not a curated record
AUGGCACCAACUACAACUCUCAAGACCAACAACGUUAAGACCGAAACUGAUGACGAUGAUGAAUGGCAAGAAAUGCCAGUCAUCCGACCAGACGAUUCAGCAUACGAUGAUGAAGACAAGAAGAAAUUCAGAUAUAUUCCACCGAAGCGUGCAACCGCAAGUAGUCCGGAACGAGAGACCGUACCAUCAUCAAAUGCGAUUGGAAAACUACUUGAUCUAUCAGAGGCUGCUGCAUCCAGAGGAGAAGACUGGCGAGAGAAAUCAAAAAAUCUAGAAGAAUCGAAAUAUACUAGGCUAGGACUUGACGAUGAUCCAGAUGAAGACAAUUUGAAUAAGAAGACUCAAUACCUAUUCGACUAUGACCAUGACAUGACUGCACUCAAUCAACUCCAAGCCACCAAGAAUUUAUUGAACGAAGCUCAGAGGAUCGCUUAUGUCGGGAUGUGCAGCUUGGUGAUGAAGGAGAUGCUGGAUUCCUUGAAACGAGGCGGUCAUAACGAAGUCACUCCAGCGGUUGAAAGUAUGAAACGAUGGAGUUCACAUAUCAUAGAUCAGCUUUGUAAGCAUAUGGACAUCGAAAGCCGUGAGCGCCAGAUGAUUCAGCAGCUGGCUGAACAUGGAGUUUUGGCCGAAGAUAUAGUCGAAUGUUUGAUCACCACACAUACAGUCAAAAAUCCUAAUUAUGAUCCAGAUGCAUCUGAUUCAAACACGUCCGAUGGAUCAGAAAGAAAAUCAUUCGAACACUCAUCAAGCCAAUCUGUUAGUGACGACGCCUCUCUCAGAUCGCGUUCUAGUAUGGAGAAUGCCUGGACUAACAAGAACGAGAACACCAACCCAUUUGGCUCCUCUGAUAGCGAUGGCUUCCGGACUUCAUUUCAGUCAGGUGGUGAACCAUUCGCAAGUGAUCCCGCAAGCUCCAACAUACCUUGGGCCUCAGGCUCUGAAUCUUCCAGUCUUCCUAAAUCUGAUCCACCUCCUGAACCCGUGAAAGAAGAAGUGGAUGAUUCAGAAACGCCCAAACCUUCGAAGAAUUCCUUCCCUCCUCAUUCUGAGCCUCCCAACCGAGAAGAACAACCCACUCCGGAACCCGAUGAGCUACCCAACACGUUGCCCGGCAUUUCGAAAACGAUUUCUGCCUCGGAUGAAAUGAUGACUCUAGAUAUUCGGUGGACGGUACUAUGUGACUUGUUUCUAGUUUUGAUUGUGGAUAGUAUCUAUGAUGCUCGAUCGAGGGUGUUUUUAGGAAGAUGUGCGCAUAAACUACGUCUUUCGUGGAUGGAUGUCGUCCUGUUUGAGCGUCGGUUGACAGAAGCGCUCGAAGUGGAAGAAGAUGUGAGGAAAGAAAACAAUGCUGAGGUAAUUCAAGAACACGAUCGGAAAUCGAAAAGGAAACGAUUGGUCAUGAUGGGCGCGGCUACGAUCGGCGGUGGUUUGGUUAUUGGUCUCAGUGCGGGUUUAUUGGCACCCGUCAUUGGCGCUGGCUUGGCCGCUGGAUUUACAACCAUCGGAAUUGGUGGCACCUCUGGAUUCCUCGCCGGAGCUGGUGGUGCUGCUGUCAUCACGACUGCCGGAACUGUCACGGGGAUGAAUAUUGCUGGAAGGGGGAUGGGUAAACGCACUCAGUCGGUAACAACAUUCAAGAUCCUUCCAUUGCAUAACAAUCGCCGAGUAAACGUCUUUUUAACUCUGCCAGGAUUUAUGGAAGGUGCGAAUGACGACGUUCGACUGCCGUUCAGCGUGAUGGAUCAAUCUAUGGGAGAUGUGUUUUCGAUUCUGUGGGAGCCAGAGAUGAUGGGAGAAACAGGAAACAUCCUCAAGAUUUUAACCUCUGAAGUCUUGACUCAGGUGGGACAACAAGUCUUACAAGCGACCGUAUUGACGGCGUUAAUGAGUGCAUUGCAAUGGCCCUUGAUGCUCACGAAACUCGGUUAUCUGAUUGAUAAUCCUUGGUCUAAUGCUCUCGCUCGAGCCCGAGCGGCUGGAAUAUUGCUAGCUGAUAUCUUAAUCAAGCGUCACGUCGGUAUCCGGCCAGUGAGUUUGAUCGGAUUCUCACUGGGUGCUCGGGCGAUCUUCUAUGCGUUGGUUGAAUUGGCUCGUCAGAAGGCCUACGGAAUAGUUCAGGAAGUCUACCUUCUAGGGGCAACAGUGACUGCGCCCGCAAAAACCUGGCGCGAGAUUCGAGGUGUCGUCGCUGGUCGGUUCGUCAAUGGGUACUGCCAAAAUGACUGGAUCCUCGGAUAUCUAUAUCGAGCUACAACGGGAGGUAUCCAGACCGUGGCUGGGCUAAGUCCAGUCACAUCAGUGCCUGAUAUGGAGAACGUCAACUUGACCGGAAUCGUGGUCGGACACAUGAGUUAUCGAGCCCAGAUGCCAGUGGUCUUGGCAGAGCUGGGAUUUAAAGUGACAGCCGAUCACUUCGACGAGCCGGACGCGAUGGAGGAAGAUGAGGCCCCUGAAGAGGAACCGUCGGCGCUGAAGACGAUGAAAGAAGCUGAAGAGAAGAAGCGGAUGAUCUUCAACUUUACCAAAAAGCUGAAGAACGUACGACCGACCUCUCUAGUCCUCCAGAAGACUCACUCAAUCUCUGGAUCUGUACCUGCUCGCAGGGACGACGAUCAUCCACCCCGCGAACCCCAAUCACACGCUCGCUCUGCAUCAUCUGCUUCCACAUCUCGAAUACCGGCCUCUGAUCAAAAAGCCAGUCUCGAUUCUUCCCCCUCUCUUUCAUCUGAUACGUCUUCCAAUCAAGCUCAACAGGCCAAUCAACCCAAUACGUUUGAUCUAUCAGCCAUCCGUUCAGAGAUCGCUAAAUUUACAGCCACUCAUUCCCCACAAGAUAAACCUCAUCAACCGGCUUCCCCCAACCGCCAGUCAUCCAUGCCCACAAACUCUUCUUCUUGGAAUCAUCCUGACUCCAAAUCUUCCGCUGCUACUCCUUGGACAGAACCUAAUGAUCCCUGGAGAACUUGA